Polychytrium aggregatum is the source of this 830-nucleotide messenger RNA. RefSeq lists its product as uncharacterized. NCBI's taxonomy places the organism in Eukaryota, Fungi, Chytridiomycota, Chytridiomycetes, Polychytriales. The transcript has 3 exons. Gene Ontology annotation, molecular function: FMN binding. The record is from RefSeq and is a predicted model, not a curated record. The coding region runs from base 68 to 760 and encodes 230 amino acids.
CGCCGCCCUCGCCAGCAUCCAAGCCCGCAUCCCCACCCGCACCUUCUUCUCCACCCAUACUUGCACCAUGUACACGCACACGAACUGGAGGCGGCAACUGGAGCAGUCCUUUGCAGGGAACGGCGGUAUUCUCAAUUGCAGCUUUGCCCAGCUGGCCACCAUCGGUACUGAUGGACGCCCGGCAAACCGAACCGUCGUAAUCCGAGGCAUCCAUAGCGUCUUGGUCUCGGCUUUUCCCGAUAGCCCCGCGACAGGGUCCAGGGUAUUCUUUGAGGUUGCAACAGACCGCAGAAGCAACAAAUGCAGGGAGAUCCUCCAUAACAACUUUGGCGAGCUCUGCAUGUACUUUUCUGGCACCUGGGAGCAGUUCCGAUUCGCCGGGCGGCUCUAUCAUAUCCAUAACCAGGUUCCGCAGCAUGCCGGCCUGGCUGGCAUCUCGCCAGAAGAGCUCGAGGCCGAGCGGUACCGAGUGUGGAAAUAUGUAAUCAGCGAAAACACCCGCCAGUCGUUCGUCGGACCCACCCCAGGCACGUCCACGAAUAAUUUUGAGGACCAGACGCUGUUGAGCGCUCAAGUCGAGGCAAAGUCAUCCCAGACGUCGGCGAGCGAUCUCGGAUACGAAAACUUUUCGCUUUUGCUGUUUGAGCCCGAUCGGGUUGACUACUUGCAGCUUAGCACCAGACCCCACAGCCGCACCAUCUUCAAGAGCUCUCCUGGGUUGGGUGUCGAGCAGUGGUCGUUCGAAAACGUCAAUCCCUGAGGCCGUUGCGACGAGCGCUUUCUCCGGUGCAGACAUUCGAUUGUCUCCAAUAUACCAGUCAUAUCGGUGA